AUGGGAGAUUUCGGCUGGGCCUUUUCUGCCGACAAGUCCCCGGCCCCGGCGCCCAGCUUCAUAAGUGGCGUGAAGGAGGCGUUCGGCGUCAGCCCCUGUGCUCUGGGGCUCUCGAGUGCCGCCCACGCCUGCCUUGGCGCCCAGGACAUGUGGGGAGCUCCUGUGCCCCUCGGGCUGUCCGUGACGGCAGCUGUCCUGGCCUUCGUGCUGGGCGCGCUGCUGGUGCUGGCGGCGCAGGCGGUGUGCUGCUCUUGCUACGUGACGUGCCGGCUGGUGCUGGCGGGCGCCUUCGCGCUCAGACAGUCGAUCGACAAGAUGCGCGCGGCUCCGAGAAGGCGAAGGUCAUUGUUGGGGCUGAAGCCAGGGGGCGUGGUCUUCGUCAACUACGGGGUGGACGGGAAACCGUGGCAUGAGCGCCUGAUCCUCGCAGUCGUGGACCACUGCUGUUACAUCAUCAUGACCCCAGAUGGGGACAUCUACGCGGAGACCAUCAGCCUGGAGUUCCUCCAGGACUUCAGAGAGGGGGGCCCCCGAGGGGGGCUUCCCCCUGGGCUGGGCGCGGCGCGCGGCCAGCCCGUGCACCGCUUCACGGCGAAACCCGUCGGGCAGGAGCUGCAGGACUUGCUCGAGGAGGGCCGCGCCAAGGCGGCCGAGGAGAGGCGCAUGAUGGGCAUUCUGGAGGACGAGCCG
This is a messenger RNA of Prorocentrum cordatum, 690 nucleotides long. The record is from the annotation of a GenBank genome assembly. Lineage: Eukaryota; Dinophyceae; Prorocentrales; Prorocentraceae.